AUGGUAAACAGAAAACUGUGCACAGUGGAGAGUUGGAGGUUGUCAACAUUUUCUUUUAGGUGUGGAUUUGCAGGAGAAACAGGACCAAGAUGCAUAAUUCCCAGUGAAAUAAAGAAACCUGACGUCACAAAGCCUGUCAAAGUUGUUCAGUAUAAUAUAAAUACAGAAGAGUUAUAUUCAUAUCUGAAGGAAUUCAUCCAUAUGCUAUAUUUCAGACACCUGUUGGUGAAUCCCAGAGACCGCCGGGUUGUGAUCAUAGAAUCUGUCUUGAGCCCUUCACACUUCAGAGACACACUGACAAGAGUCCUUUUCAAGCAUUUUGAGGUACCUUCUGUUUUGUUUGCUCCGAGUCACCUAAUGUCUCUGCUGACACUUGGGAUCAAUUCUGCCAUGGUGCUGGACUGUGGCUAUGCAGAAAGCUUGGUGCUGCCUAUAUAUGAGGGAAUUCCAAUCCUGCGGUGCUGGGGUUCCCUUCCUCUGGGAGGAAAGGCUAUCCACAAGGAACUGGAAUAUCAGCUGCUGGAGCAGUGCACAGUGGAUACUGGAUUAGCCAAAGGACAAAGCCUUCCAUCUGUGAUGGGCUCAGUUCCAGAAGACAUAGUGGAGGAUAUAAAAGUGCGCACUUGUUUUGUGAGCGAUCUCCAACGUGGACUGAAGAUCCAAGCAGCCAAGUUCAACAUUGAUGGCAGUGCUGAGCGUCCCUCACCCCCUCCAGACGUGGACUACCCUUUGGAUGGAGAAAAGAUUCUUCACGUCGUUGGCCCCAUCAGAGACUCCGUUGUGGAAAUACUGUUUGAACAGGAUAAUGAAGAGACAUCUGUUGCCACCUUGAUCUUAGAUUCACUCAUUCAGUGUCCCAUAGACACCAGGAAGCAGUUGGCAGAGAACUUGGUCGUUAUUGGUGGCACUGCCAUGUUGCCAGGAUUCCUUCACAGGCUCAUGGCUGAAAUCAGGUACCUGGUAGAGAAACCAAAAUACAAAGAAGCACUUGCCACUAAAACCUUCAGAAUCCACACUCCACCUGCCAAACCCAACUGUGUGGCCUGGCUGGGAGGAGCCAUCUUUGGAGCACUUCAGGACAUACUUGGGAGCAGGUCUGUGUCCAAGGAAUAUUACAGCCAGACAGGCCGUAUUCCUGACUGGUGCUGCCUUAAUAAUCCUCCACUGGAAAUGAUGUUUGAUAUUGGAAAAGCACCCCCACCUUUGAUGAAGAGGGCUUUUUCUACAGAGAAAUAAGAACCUCAACACUACACAAGGAUUCUCCUCAUCUAUUUCAAGUAGCUAUAUGUGCAUUGCCUUUUUUUUUAAAGUCAUUUGUGUGUAACUAUUAAAUAUUAACAAUG
Chaetura pelagica (chimney swift) is the source of this 1343-nucleotide messenger RNA. It is a transcript of the gene ACTR10, whose product is annotated as actin-related protein 10 homolog (S. cerevisiae). The coding region runs from base 1 to 1236 and encodes 411 amino acids. The record is from RefSeq and is a predicted model, not a curated record. Gene Ontology annotation, biological process: retrograde axonal transport of mitochondrion. The transcript has 13 exons. NCBI's taxonomy places the organism in Eukaryota, Metazoa, Chordata, Aves, Apodiformes, Apodidae.